AUGGCAGAGCCAAGUGCCGAUCAUAUGCUUGAUAUGGAUAAAAGGCUUGCUGAGUUGUCUCCUAUACCAUCUGAACGUUGCAUCUUUAGAGUAUAUGAUCCACUGCGCAACGAAAAUAAAAAAGCUUACGAAUCAGAAGUAGUUGCUAUUGGUCCUUAUCACCAUGGUAAUAAUCUACAACCAAUGGAAGAGCGCAAAUUACGCUACUUGAAACAGCUUCUUAACCGAAGAAAUGAAGGUAGUGCGGAAAUAUACAUCGAGGCGAUGCGAGAAUCUGAACAAACAGCACGUGAGUUUUAUGCCGAACCCAUUAGGCUUGACUUAAAUGAGUUUGUAGAAACGAUGCUUCUUGACAGUUGCUUCACCGUUGAGUUGCUUCGCGGGCCUGAGAUGCCAAACGACCCCCUCGUUGAAAAUGCCUUAAUACGUGAUUUAAUGUUAUUUGAAAAUCAACUUCCAUUCUUUAUCGUCAAGAAGUUGUUCGACAUGACCAAAAGUUCUGCAGACUCACUAGAAGACCUCAUUCGCAUGUUCAUAAGGUUUUUUAGCUGGUGGAUAAUAGGUUGCAUGACACCAGUUCAUAAUUUAGUAGCUCCUUCUGUAAUUCCAAGAGAAGAUGACAUCAAAGGAGCUCCUUUUGAAAAUCCGAGAGAAGAUGACAUCAAUCACCUUCUAGGCCUGUUGCAUUAUUGUUGUUGCUACCAAUUUCAUUCAAUGGUAUCCAAAAGAGAUCCUGUUGAAAAAAAAGAUAAGUCCCUAAACUCUGCAACAGAGCUCCAAGAAGCCGGGAUUAAAUUCAAUAAGACUGAGGGAAGGAAUUUGUUCGACAUAAGGUUUGUAAAUGGGACAAUGGAAAUCCCAACUUUAGAAGUUGACGACUAUACAGAGUCUUUUUUCAGAAAUUUAAUUGCAUAUGAGCAAUACCUUCCAUAUACUAAUACUACUUCAAGGAAUCAUUUCACUGCUUAUCGCAAGUUUAUGGAUUACCUUGUGAACACCUCAAAAGAUGUCGAAAUACUUACUCACCGUGGAAUUAUUUUUAACCUUUUAGGUGACAAUGAAGUGGUUGCGGCUAUGAUAAACAAGCUCAGCAACAAUAUCAUAGUAUCUGAUGUAGGUUACGAAGAAGUUUAUAACAAAGUGAAUGAGCAUUGCAGGGGGAAAUGGAACUUCUGGUUGGCAAUCUUAAGACGGAAAUAUUUCAACAAUCCAUGGGCACUCAUCUCGUUUCUUGCUGCUGUUGUGUUGCUUUUGCUCACUGUGUUACAAACCAUAUUACCUAUUCAUCCUGUUGGAAAAUCUAACUAG
This is a messenger RNA of Camellia sinensis, 1308 nucleotides long. RefSeq names its product UPF0481 protein At3g47200. NCBI's taxonomy places the organism in Eukaryota, Viridiplantae, Streptophyta, Magnoliopsida, Ericales, Theaceae. The record is from RefSeq and is a predicted model, not a curated record.